CAAUAUUAUCACGAAGAAACGCGUGGGCGAGAAUAACAAUAAUAAUAAUUAAAAAACCGUCGUUGCUCGCAUCUCGGCGGCAAUAUACUUGCGGGGCUUCAAUUGACCACGCACUGUUAAGGCUUUGUCGAUCCGGCAAGACGGUCAUUCGGUUCGCGAGCGUCUCCUCGGAGAGAUUCGACCCGGUUGAGACACUCUGAUGACACUCCGUCUAGCCGUGUGCUUUGGCGCUUUGACCGUGAGCUGCUGCGCAGUGGCCGUGAUCGACACCGGCCGAACUCCAAUCGAAGCGUUAAGAGCUUUGGGCACAAAGGGCAACCGCAGUCUGUUGCAAUGCACCGGCAACGUGGACACGGCGUUGCUUUUUUGGACGCUGCCGUCGUUGGGGCCCAAGUUGGAUCUGGUCGGGUCGUUGAGCCAACGGGAUGAGCAAAAUUUGUUGGCGGCCGGCUGCGAGUGGCUGUGGGCCACCGAACCGGGACUGAUCUCGCUGGAACUCUACUCCGGUCGACGGCUCGUACGUUCCUACGGCGACCGUGUAACAUACCACCAGAGCGACUCCUCUCCUCCGCCGACCGACCGCAAUGGCACACAGUGGAUAUGCGACAACGGUUUGUUAGUCGAACACGUUGAAGUGACACUCGAAAAUCAAAUCGCUAUCGUGAUCGAAUCCGAUCUGUCAACAAUCACAAUCAAUCAGUGUGACAAAUCCCAGGGAACAAAUUUACUAAACGGCACGAACAAAUGCCAUCACACGACCGAGUGUAUUUUCAAAGAGCAAACACCAAGGCGUUUCGUCUCAGGAAAUUAUUGGUGUGCUUGCAAAACCGGAUAUUAUUCCACUGAUGGCAGAUUUGACGGCGCCGACGUGGAAGUAGCCUCGUUGAGCGAAAUCGACGAGAAGUAUUCUUGCAAUCCGUGCUCGAUAGGGUGCGACGAUUGCCAAGGACCAGACAGUUGUAUGGCUCGGUUUUCUUGGAUAAAGAGGAGUAUUUUUCUCAUCAUCACCCUGGUGUGCAUCGUGUUGACCGUGAUACUGAUUUGGUUCGUGCACAAAAAUCGCCGGAUCAAAGUGUUCAGGAUAGCAAGUCCCACCUUCCUCGUUAUCACGCUGAUAGGAUGCAUCAUAAUGUACUCCGAAAUGGGUAUGAUGUUCCCACAAUGCUCUCAGCAGCUGUGCGUGGCGACCAAGUGGACUCGACAUUUUGGGUUUUGCAUAACCUAUUCCGCCUUGUUGAUGAAGACGUGGAGAGUGUCGUUGACGUACAGAGUGAAGUCUGCCCAUAAGCUGAAACUUACCGACAAUCAACUGUUGCAAUGGAUGACCCCGAUUCUAGUCAUUAUACUGGUGUACAUGGGCUCUUGGACGCUGAGCGAUCCUCCACUGGCGGUGCUGGUCAAAAGCGAAGAGGGAACGAAAUUCUGGCAGUGUUCCAGCGAUUGGUGGGAUCAUUGCUUAGCAGCCGGCGAAGUCCUUUUCUUGGCGUGGGGAGUUCGCGUUUGUUAUGUCGUGCGGAACGCCGAAUCGUUUUACAACGAAGCCAAAUUAAUCAGUUUCGCCAUUUACAACAUAUUCAUCGUCAACAUCAUAAUGAUGAUAAUUCAUUUUCUGUUGUUCCCGAACAUCGGGCCCGACCUCAAGUACACGCUGGGAUUCAUCCGGACCCAGCUGAGCACGUCGGUCACCAUAGGCCUGGUGUUCGGUUCGAAAGUGGUGCGGGUGUUGAGCGGCCAGGGCGACCACUGGGACAGCAAGGGGCUGCCGGCCAAGGGGCUGAUGUCGUACGAGAUGUCGUGCGCCGACGCUCGCGACGAACCGGUCGACUUGCAAACGGAAAACGAUCAGCUGAAAGAGGAGGUGUUCAAGAUGGCCACGCAGAUCGGUCUGAUGCGGAAUUCGCUGAUGCACGUCAACAACAGACAUCUCAGGAAAAACGGGUGUUCCGCCUGCAACCCGACCGCCUCGAACCAACAGAGUCCGACCGGCAAGACGGCGGGAGGGUUUUUCAAAAGUUUAGGGUCCAACAAUUGUCUGGCGCCGUUAUAGAACCCCCCCCCCCCGCCCCCCAUAAAGCGGAUAGGUAGUUAGGUUUUUUUGUAAAAGAGGCCACCAGUUAAGAAAAAGACAAAAAACUGCUUUUAUUUCGGUUACGUAAUCAUAAAACUGUCUAAGGUACUCUCCCUCCAUAAGGGGACGGUUGUAUGCGGCCUGUGUUUUUGACUUCAUACCAAAAAGUCUGACAAAGUUUUCGACUACUUAGGAUGGUCGAAAAUGAUUAAAACCUCAAUUUUCUUAAAUAUUGCCUAUACAAAACUCCUUAAAACCAGACCGCAUGCAAUCCCCUCAAGUAUGAUUUUAGAACAUAUUUUAGUUUCGAGAAACUACAACAUACGCAUACAAAACACAG
Adelges cooleyi (spruce gall adelgid) is the source of this 2408-nucleotide messenger RNA. Its product is annotated as probable G-protein coupled receptor CG31760. Gene Ontology annotation, molecular function: G protein-coupled receptor activity. Gene Ontology annotation, cellular component: membrane. The transcript is spliced from 8 exons. Bases 200 to 2047 code for a protein of 615 amino acids. NCBI's taxonomy places the organism in Eukaryota, Metazoa, Arthropoda, Insecta, Hemiptera, Adelgidae. Gene Ontology annotation, biological process: G protein-coupled receptor signaling pathway. The record is from RefSeq and is a predicted model, not a curated record.